CACUCAUUUGGAACUAAUACCCAAAGUGAACACCAACCAACAGAUUCCAUCAGCAACAUACCGGAAAAUAUGUUCAACAGUGGCUGCACGGCGGUUGGCUCCCUGAAUGAUUCAAAAUUCAACGAUCCCAUGCCAUGGAUCGGUAUCUACGUAGCAGCAGCGUCACUGUUCGCCGCCAUGGCCAUGGCCAUAGACUCCGUUCACGGCUUCAGAUACAAGAAAUUCUGGUUCCCUUGCAAAUUCUUCACCCUAAAUGCCACAACUCUUACUGUUAUUGCAAUCGCAAUCAAAUUUUCCGUCGAUCUGAAUGCCGCCAUGCCACGCCGCCAAGAUCAGCUAGCUAAAGUUAGCAGCUCCGCCUUCAUAUGUAUGGUGAUGGGGAACUUACUGCCUUCUUUGGGAACCAUGGAAGAUACUGAGCUUUUGAUGAAUAUUGUGGCUUUAGGGAUUCUUGUCAUCACUGCAAUCACAAAUAUCUGCAUACAAAUGGGAACAGGUGUGAUUUUUGAGUUUUGGAUUGAGCAUGUUCUCAUUAUGCUUCUUAUGCUUAUUUUACUUGCAAUUUUGUGUUCUUUAUCGUUGGCUAUUCCAACCACAAAGUAUUAUUUGGAUAUAACAUAUGAAAGGAAGUUGAAGAAAGCCAAUAAAGUGUGUUUUCUUCAAAGAAAUUUACCGGUAGCCGAGAGGCUACGCCAAGAUUUAGGGAAGUAUUGGAUGAUGGCGCAUACCUCGAGUCCUCAGUUUGUGAUCGGCCGGUCUGCACCUUGCUCGGCUUCAGGGGCGUUUUGUCUUUUCAACACGCUGAUCUUAGCUGAAUCUAUACUCAGACCUCGAAUCAUGCCGUGGUCGUUCAGAUUUUGCACUGGAGAAUCUGAUUACAAAUGGUCAACGACCCUUGUGCUCAUAAGCCAAACGGUAGCAGUUGGGGUGGGCACGAUUUCACCGGCUUUUAGAUGGUUCAUGACCAUCAAUUUCAGGUGUCCAACAAAGGCAUCACGGGCCUGCAAUCGAGAGUUUGUGAUCGAGAGGUAUUGGACAAAGAGGUUGCUUUUUUGGCAGGUGCAGCCGCUAGGUUUAAGAAUCCGUAACCGGCGGUGGAGAAAACUGGCUCAUGGAGUAAAGUUUCAAAUGUUUCGUUUCUUUAUCUGGAUGCAGAAAGGAUUGGUUUUUUGUUGCAAGAUGAUCAGGUUCGUUUCCAUCUUCUUUGUCAGCCGAUUCUUGAGGUUAAAGAAGUUCGUGAAUCGCGAUAAUAGUGUUUCCAGCAAUGAUUCGGAGAUGGAAUUGCAGCAUAAUCCAAAUAUGAGUCUGCGUCGUUAUGUGAUUUAUCUUGAAGGAGAAGAAGGACUGGUCGAUUUGAUGACAGAAAACAACUGUGAUGCAACUGCUCACUGGAUUCGGAUGGGCGAAAAAGAAAAGCCACGAAAUCUGAUAAAACUUCUGGAUCAAUUGGAUUCUUUAAGUUCAUUCACCGGAGUACAAGAUUUCAACAGUGAUAAAAUUCCAUCUUUGAGUUCUAACGAACCUCCAAAUUGUUGGGCUCUCCCUAUCGUCACAUUAACAAGCAUCGCCAUCGCAAUUCCAAAUAUCGAUGAAAAACUAAUUGAGCAAUUAGUGUGUGGUGUAGAUGAAGGCCUCAAGUAUGUCAAUGAGAUAGAAAAUCAUCUCGACAAAAAAGACCUGAAACAUGUAAGGAAAACAGCAGAAAUAGUUUGGUCAGGAGUCGAACUCUAUAACAAAUGGUUAGAUGUUGAUCUUUGCAAACUAGCGAAUCAAGAAUCUGAGACGGAACCUGAAAUCAUCAAACUACUUGCUGAAAUCUCGAAGGAAAAAUUCAUGGAGUUUGCGAAUAAAGACAUGAUGUUCAUGGAUGAAUGUUUAAAGGAAGCCCCAUCCCGUUGGCCCAUCAAGGUGUUGGCAGCAAAUUCCAUGUACAGAAUAUGCAAAACUCUCCUGUUGGCACCUCAUGAAACCAACGAAAGAUUAUUUGAGAAGAUAUCGCUCAUGAUCUGUAAUAUAUUAGCAGCAGCUUUUACGAACUUGCAACGUGUUAUUUCCAGCAAAUGCCAUCAAAGUAGGAUCGAGGAAAGGGACCAGAGCAUCCGCAGUGCAGUUUUGCUUUUCGGAAAAACCAAAAAGAUUUUAGAAAUUCUUGACAGAAAAGGACCAGAAGGUUCAGAUCACGGGCAGCUUGUGCACAUUGACGAUUGGCAUCUAGUGAGCAAGCAGAUGGAUUCACUGCAUUCUUUAUCUUCUUCUUCAACAGAUCAAGAAACAGCUGCCUCUAGUCCAUCUGACCUAUGCAUAUCAGUCGAGUAAAACCGCAUAAUCUAUGGUUAUAAACGUUAGAUAUCAAGUCCAUAAUGCACCAAGAAUCUAUGUAUAAUCUGUGUAGCAAUUUUGAAUUAACGGUUGUUUGUGACAGGAAAGCCCAAUGUUGACCAUGGUUCAAUA
Messenger RNA from Cynara cardunculus var. scolymus (artichoke), 2451 nucleotides. RefSeq lists its product as uncharacterized. The coding region runs from base 70 to 2316 and encodes 748 amino acids. Lineage: Eukaryota; Viridiplantae; Streptophyta; Magnoliopsida; Asterales; Asteraceae. The record is from RefSeq and is a predicted model, not a curated record. The transcript has a single exon.